AUGGCUCUCAAUCUGGAGAAGCAACUUCGUUUCUAUGGCGCAUACCACCAUGAUCCAGUGAACGUUGCUAUACAUAUUGUGGGAGUACCCAUCAUUCUCUGGACAACUUUCCUGCUGGGUACAAACACACCAGCGAUAGUCGACCUGCCGCCGCCAAUAGCGGUCCCAUACCUUGAGCUUAAUGCUGGCACGAUUUUCUGCCUUUGUUACUGUGCAUUGUAUAUCUUACUCGAGCCUGUGGCUGGAACGGGACUGGCAGCUUUACUGUUGGCAGGAACAGCUUUCGGGAAAUACCUCACAGUCACCCAUGGCAUGACGGCCAACUUCUGGGCAUUGGCCGGUUUCGUUGCCUCCUGGAUUGCGCAAUUCAUGGGCCAUGGACUUUUUGAAGGGCGGGCACCUGCUCUUCUGGACAACAUCUUUCAGGCUUUCUUCCUUGCGCCCCUGUUCGUAUGGCUUGAGAUCCUCUUUGCGUUAGGAUACAGGCCAGAAUUGAAGCACCGUGUGGAGAAGAUGGUCCAACAAGAUAUUGCGAAGUACAAACAGUCCAAGGCGGAAGAGGUCAAUGGCAAGACCAAUGGAGCUGCGCUGAAUGGACGUACGAAACAGUCUUGA
Messenger RNA from Exophiala spinifera, 615 nucleotides. RefSeq lists its product as uncharacterized. Lineage: Eukaryota; Fungi; Ascomycota; Eurotiomycetes; Chaetothyriales; Herpotrichiellaceae. The record is from RefSeq and is a predicted model, not a curated record. The coding region runs from base 1 to 615 and encodes 204 amino acids. Gene Ontology annotation, biological process: sphingoid catabolic process. Gene Ontology annotation, cellular component: endoplasmic reticulum. The transcript is spliced from 4 exons.